This is a messenger RNA of Trifolium pratense (red clover), 3295 nucleotides long. RefSeq names its product transcriptional corepressor LEUNIG. The coding region runs from base 281 to 2986 and encodes 901 amino acids. Gene Ontology annotation, molecular function: protein binding. Lineage: Eukaryota; Viridiplantae; Streptophyta; Magnoliopsida; Fabales; Fabaceae. The transcript is spliced from 18 exons. Gene Ontology annotation, cellular component: nucleus. The record is from RefSeq and is a predicted model, not a curated record.
GAAACAAAUAAAUGAAGGAAUUUGUUCAAAUAAAAUAAAAUAAAAUAAAUAAUAAAUAAAUCAUCCCUUAUAUCCAAUGACGUUGUUGCUUCUGUUCAUCCCUUGGAUUUUCUUCUUCUCCUUCAUUUCUUCUUUUACUUACCUCAUUCAUCUCUCUCUCUCUCUCUCUCUCUCUCUCUCUCUCUCUCUCUUCAUUCUUCAGUCGCAGCUAUAGCAAGAAAAUCCACUCUUCCGUUACAACACCAACUCAUUCAACUCACCCUUUACUCGCUCUACAACCAUGUCUCAGACUAACUGGGAAGCUGAUAAGAUGUUAGAUGUUUACAUCCAUGAUUACCUAGUUAAGAGGGAUUUAAAGGCUUCUGCUCAAGCUUUUCAAGCUGAGGGAAAAGUAUCCUCUGACCCUGUUGCUAUUGAUGCUCCUGGAGGUUUUCUGUUUGAAUGGUGGUCUGUUUUCUGGGACAUUUUCAUUGCCAGGACUAAUGAGAAGCACUCCGAGGUGGCUGCGUCGUAUAUAGAGACUCAAUUAACUAAGGCAAGGGAACAACAACAACAACAGCAACAACAACAGCAGCAGCCUCAGUCUCAGCAGUCACAGCACGCACAGCAGCAACAACACUUGCAGAUGCAACAACUUAUGUUGCAGAGGCAGGCACAACAGCAGCAGCAGCAGCAGCAACAACAACAGCAGCAGCACCAGCAACAGCCACAAUCGCAGCAGCAGUCACAACCACCACAACAGCAAAACAGGGAUAGGGCUCAUCUCUUAAAUGGUAGUGCAAAUGGGUUAGGUGGCAACCCGGGAACUGCUAAUUCAAUAGCAACAAAGAUGUAUGAGGAAAGGUUAAAAGUCCCCCCACAGAGGGAUUCUUUGGAUGAUGCGGCAAUGAAGCAAAGAUUUGGUGAGAACAUGGGUCAACUCUUGGACCCAAAUCAUGCCUCAAUAUUGAAGUCAGCUGCAGCCAGUGGUCAGCCUUCAGGGCAAGUCUUGCACGGCACUGCUGGUGGGAUGUCUCCACAUGUUCAAGCUCGUAGUCAGCAAUUACCAGGGUCUACACCGGAUAUGAAGAGCGAGAUAAAUCCUGUUUUAAAUCCCAGAGCUGCGGGUCCUGAAGGAUCGUUGUUAGGAAUUUCUGGAUCAAAUCAAGGGAACAACAAUUUGACUUUGAAAGGGUGGCCACUCACUGGUUUGGAGCAACUUCGCUCUGGUUUGCUUCAGCAGCAAAAGCCUUAUAUGCAGGCUCCUCAGCCAUUUCAUCAACUACAAAUGUUGACACCACAGCAUCAGCAACAGCUUCUGCUUGCACAACAGAGUUUGGCAUCACCAUCUGUUAGCGAAGAAAGUAGAAGGUUGAGAAUGCUUUUGAGUAAUAGGAAUAUUGGCCUAAAUAAGGAUGGCCUUUCAAAUCCUGUGGGUGAUGUGUUAUCGAAUGCUGGAUCACCUAUUCACGGUGGUGGCCCUCCUUUUCCUCGUGGAGAUACAGAUAUGCUAAUGAAGUUGAAACUGGCUCAGUUACAGCAGCAACAACAGCAGCAGCAACAUCAACAACAGUCGAGCAUCAAUGCACAGCAGCAGCAGCAACUUCAACAGCACGCUCUUUCAAAUCAGCAAUCUCAGACUUCAAACCAUAGCAUGCACCAGCAAGAUAAAGUAGGGGGAGGUGGUGGUAGUGUCACCAUGGAUGGUAGCAUGUCAAACUCAUAUAGAGGAAAUGAUCAGGUUUCAAAAAACCAGAUGGGAAGAAAGAGAAAGCAACCUGUAUCUUCUUCGGGUCCUGCUAAUAGUUCAGGAACAGCAAAUACGGCAGGCCCAUCACCUAGUUCAGCACCCUCAACUCCCUCAACUCAUACUCCUGGAGAUGCUAUUUCAAUGCCUGCAUUGCCUCAUAAUAGUAAGUCUCUAAUGAUGUUUGGCACUGACGGUACCGGAACUCUUACGUCACCUUCAAAUCAGUUGUGGGAUGAUAAGGAUCUUGAAUUGCAGGCUGACGUGGAUCGCUUUGUGGAGGAUGGAUCUUUAGAUGAAAAUGUAGAGUCUUUUUUAUCGCAAGAUGAUACAGACCCUAGAGAUCCUGUUGGCCAUUGUAUGGAUGUAAGCAAAGGCUUCACAUUUUCUGAUGUAAAUUCUGUACGUGCAAGCUCAAGCAAAAUUGCUUGUUGCCAUUUCUCAUCUGAUGGAAAGUUACUUGCAAGCGGUGGCCAUGACAAAAAGGCUGUUAUAUGGUACACGGAUUCACUAAAACAAAAAGCUGUUCUUGAAGAGCACUCAUCUUUGAUAACUGAUGUCCGUUUCAGUCCAAGCAUGCCGCGUCUAGCAACAUCUUCAUUCGACAAAACUGUCAGGGUUUGGGAUGUUGACAAUCCUGGGUAUUCCCUCCGCACUUUUACGGGACAUUCUACAUCUGUUAUGUCACUAGAUUUUCAUCCAAAUAAAGAUGAUCUUAUCUGCUCCUGUGAUGGUGAUGGUGAGAUACGGUAUUGGAGCAUAAACAAUGGCAGUUGUGUUAGAGUUUCUAAGGGUGGCACUACCCAGGUGAGAUUUCAACCUCGUCUAGGGAGGUACCUUGCUGCAGCUGCUGAGAACAUUGUGUCUAUACUUGAUGUGGAGACACAAGCAUGCCGAUAUUCACUAAAGGGUCAUACAAAGACAAUAAAUUCUAUAUGUUGGGAUCCAUCUGGAGAGUUGAUGGCAUCGGCGAGUGAGGACUCCGUUAGGAUUUGGACUCUUGGAAUGGGAGGUGAUGCAGAAUGUGUUCACGAGCUUAGCUGUAAUGGCAGUAACUUUCACUCGUGUGUUUUCCAUCCGACAUUUCCUUCACUGCUCUUCAUUGGCUGUUAUCAGUCAUUGGAGCUAUGGAACAUGGCUGAAAACAAGACAAUGACUUUGUCUGCUCAUGAUGGUUUAAUUACUGCCUUGUCUGUUUCAACUGUAAAUGGUUUGAUUGCCUCUGCCAGUCAUGACAAGUUCAUCAAGCUAUGGAAGUAACUAACAUGAGGUGAUGGUGUUUCCAAUUGACAAUACUCGGACAGACUUAGGUUUUAAUUAGUGCUUGAUCACACAUUUUGUAGUUAUUCCUCGUUUUUUGUACUUUUUAAACGACUCACGGCCUCUACUCCUUUUGGUGGUUUUUUAUUUUGUAUGUGUUUAGGCUUUAGAUUGCUAACCUAUGUAAUGUAAUGCAAUGUUGAAAGAUUGUCCAACAUGUAACAACUAAUCCAAGCCUGAGUCGGGUAGACUUAUUAUAUAAGGAGACAAAGUUAUCAUAAUGUUUAUAUUUUCCAUUUACAAUAUUCA